AUGGUUGUCGAUAAGAGAGUCUGCAACCGGCUUGCAAUAUCCAUAGGACAAAUUUCUUCCUACUCUAAGAGAGUCUGUAACCGUCUUAAUACCCUGUACAAAGUAGUUGCAAGAUUACUAGUCAGGCGUCUUAAACCAAUUCUUCCUACUCUAAUUGUUCCAAAUCAGACAGCUUUUGUCAAAGAUAGGUUGAUUGUGGAGAACACUACCUUGGCUGGAGAUCUUGUUAAUGGGUAUCACAGGAGGCAAGGUCCUAAAAGAAUCACCAUUAAGGUGGAUAUUGCGAAGGCUUUUGAUACUAUCUCCUGGGAUUUUCUGUUCAACUGCCUGCAGGGUCUGCAGCUUCCUCCUCUGCUCCUAGGAUGGCUGAAAGCUUGCGUCUGUUCGACAAAUUUCACCAUUGGGUAUAAUGGCAUGGUUCAUGGAUACUUCAAAGGCAACCGUGGUCUUCGCCAAGGCGAUCCACUGUCCCCAUAUCUUUUUGUAAUUGCGAUGAAUGUCCUUUCUAUCAUGCUAAAUCGUGCAGCGGCAGAAAUGAAGAUCAAAUAUCACCAUAAGUGCUCCUCCUCAAGGCUCACUCACCUAUGCUUUGCAGAUGACCUUUUAAUCUUCAUUGAUGGAUCUAUUGAUUCUGUCCAGAAUGUCCUCCAAGUGCUAAAGGAGUUUGAGCUUCGUUCAGGGCUUGCGGUCAGUGUUCAAAAGAGCUCCUUCUUCUCCUCUGGUCUCACUCAGCAGGAAGUGGACACCAUCAAAGCGUCUACAGGCAUGCCAAAUGGAAUCCUUCGUCCAGUGCGAUAUCUUGGAGUACCGCUCUGUACUAAGAAGCUCACCAUUGCCAACUGUGAGGUCCUGAUCCAACAAGUGAAAGCAAAGUUUAAUUCAUGGACAGUGAAAACUCUUUCCUUUGCCGGAAGGCUGCUCCUUAUUAAAACAGUAAUUGCUGGGAUCACUAACUUUUGGUGCUCAAAUUUUCUACUUCCUAAAGCUUGCAUUGCGCGCAUUAACUCUCUAUGUGGUAUGUUCUUAUGGAAAGGCUCUAUUGAAGGUCAUCACUCUGCGAAAGGAGGUUUGGUUUGGGUUGCUUGGUUCAAGUCGGAGAUUCUACAGGGUUCGCUUUCUAACUUCUGGACCGUCAAAACUAGUGUUUCAAACUCUUGGUUAGCUAACAAGUUAAUCAAGAUGCGAGGAGAAGACCGCUUCGCUUCAACUCUGGCAUCCAGACAGGGGAUCCCUAUGGCUGCUACCCUAUCGAAUCUUAACAGAUCGGGCAACUGGUUACUCUCUCGAGCGCGCUCGGAGGCAAUGAUACAAGUUCAGGCAGCUCUAACAACUAUGGUUCUGCAAGAGGGAAUUGAAGACAGUUAUGAAUGGAUUGUGGCAGGAGUACCAUCGGGAAAAUACAAAACUUCACAAGUAUAUUGGGAACUGAAGGGAGAAGAAGGUAAAGUACCGUGGGCGAAGGUGGUUUGGACAAAAGGAGGAAUCCCAAAACACAGCUUUCUUGUGUGGUUAGUUGUGUUGAAUAGAUGUCCAACGUGUGAUCGUCUCCUUGCUUGGGGACUGUCGGUGGAUAGUAAUUGCUUGUUGUGUAACUUGGAACCGGAAUCAAGGGAUCACUUGUUCUUUAGAUGCCCCUUCUCUAUGAGAGUUUGGUCUGAGGUCGGACGCAGAUGUUCAAUCACUACCACCCCCUCUUGGCAAGAUACAAUAAACCGUCUGAUGGCACUAACUGGGGACAGGCAUGCAAAUCGCCUCAUCCUCUUAUGUUGGCAAGCGGUGAUCUACUAUUUGUGGCGUGAGCGGAAUCAGCGGCUCCAUAGUCAGCGAUUCCAAUCAUCGGACACGAUUAUCUCCUCCUUGGAUCGUCUGAUUAAGGACAAGAUACUGAGCUACAGAUCUUCAUCACCGUCCCUAUCCUCCUCUCUCAUGCAAAGGUGGUUUAACACACAGCCGAUACCUUAA
Brassica oleracea var. oleracea is the source of this 1962-nucleotide messenger RNA. RefSeq lists its product as uncharacterized. NCBI's taxonomy places the organism in Eukaryota, Viridiplantae, Streptophyta, Magnoliopsida, Brassicales, Brassicaceae. The coding region runs from base 1 to 1962 and encodes 653 amino acids. The transcript has 4 exons. The record is from RefSeq and is a predicted model, not a curated record.